This is a messenger RNA of Caenorhabditis sp. 36 PRJEB53466, 579 nucleotides long. Lineage: Eukaryota; Metazoa; Nematoda; Chromadorea; Rhabditida; Rhabditidae. The record is from the annotation of a GenBank genome assembly.
AUGCUCCGUCUCGUGUUCGUCUCCGCUUGCAUUGCUUCCUCGUCUGCCUUCCUGUUCCCAAUGACCGGAGGAGGCGGCGGUGGUUGUGGAUGUGCCCCACCACCUCCACCACCGUGCUGUCCCCCACCGGCUCCGUCGUGCGGAUGCGCUCCACCUCCACCGCCACCACCGCCAAGCUGUGGAUGCGGAUGCGGUAGAAAGAAGAGGUAAGAGGGAUAGGGAGCAGGAAGAUCUGAUGGAUCUUUCUUCGAUUGUAGAUCAGCUGAGGAAGCGGACGCAGUCGAAGGCGUUCUCGACAUGGACAGUUCUAUGGAGUGCAACAGCGACGAACUGAAGCAGGUUCUGGAGCAGGUGAGUGGAAAACUGGAAAAACGAAAGCACUCAAAAGAUUCUUUUCAGAACAUGAAAUCCACUCCUUCGGACUCUUUGCUCUCCGUCCGUUCUUCGCUCCCAUCUGACGAUCACCUUGUCUCGUGCACUCACGGACUGACGGCUUAUUCCGCUCCCCCUGGAACUACUCAUUGCGCUGUUCGCAAGGAGAACCACUUCUGUCAAAUAUUCUCUCUUCACGAUCAUUAA